Enterospora canceri is the source of this 417-nucleotide messenger RNA. The record is from the annotation of a GenBank genome assembly. NCBI's taxonomy places the organism in Eukaryota, Fungi, Microsporidia, Enterocytozoonidae.
AUGAAUAAGACAAAGGCAGUUCCAGAAACAAAGGAGAGACGAAGAAAGAAGAGGGAGAAGCUGGCAGUUGCUAUUGAUGAGAUUCACCUGAAUGAGGAAGAUAUGCAGAAUAUCAAGGGUCUAACUAACGAAGAGAAUGAGACAAACCAGGAUGUAUUAUCAGAUGUAGACAUUGCAGAGCUAUCUGAGAUAGACGAAUCAAUUUCAGUGGUGGAUAUUCCAGAAAACAGUCGCAUUUGUCAGGCACAGCUGAACAGCUUCGUUGAUCUGCUUGCAUUCUACUUCAACAUAUUCAAUACGGCAUAUGGAUCAUUCUACCAGACUGAUUUGCUGAUAAUCACAAGGCAAGUGAUCAAAUACAAGAAUAUUCUGGGAGAAGAGGAGUUUGCUAAUUACAUGACUGUCUUUCUGAAGAUA